Molecule: messenger RNA, 2901 nt
Organism: Danio rerio (zebrafish)
Lineage: Eukaryota; Metazoa; Chordata; Actinopteri; Cypriniformes; Danionidae
Source: RefSeq, a predicted model, not a curated record
AGCCUAAUCCUGCCACACAGAGUUUGUUUUACUCAAGUGUGUUAUCAUUAAUGUAGUGAAAUUCUUACUGGCAGGUAAUCAUGGGGCAUUCUAGCCUGUAUUCAUUCAUUCAUUAGCCUGUACUCAAGCCAGUGCAUGCAAACUUGUGAGAAUCACAUUGUUUGUUUAUAGGUAGGCUAAAUACUACACAUAUCCUAUACAUUGUUAAUGUACAGCACAAAUAGCCAUUUAUGGUUCCUGCUUGUCUUGAGGACACUAAAUGUGGAUUAAUGUAUCAAGACUGUUUGUGUCUUACACUGAUUACAGUUGUAUGAGCCAUUUGGGCUGAUAAAGUAUAAAUACUAAUUCACUAGAAAGUAAGAAGACAAGCAUUUUUAUCAACAUUUUACAUCCCAUCUAUUACUAUCAGUGCCAACUUGUCUGUAAUACUGAGGAGAAAUGCUAAUUUUAUUUACAAAAUAUUUUUCAAGGAAUUCCAGCGAAGGAGGUAGCAGAUUGCCAACUGUCCACAAUCGAUUUAAACUGGAGCCUGGCAGAUGUGAAUAAUUUCGUUUGUCAGAGCUUCCCUAUGAUUAGUUUGAACCUGGUGGGUUUUGAGUUGGCAAAAGUAAACAGGGUGAAAAAAAUCCAGAAGCUACAAGCAAGCUGUGUGAGAGAUCUGAAGAAGGCUGUGGGAAAAAGCAGACUUUAUGUUGUCCCUCGUGCUGAAGUGGGCCAGGUACAGUAUAAUUUAAGAGAGUCAGAAUUGGUGUAUUUAAAAUCACUGUCACAUUUCCAUGAUGCUGUCUCUACAGCCAAUCCCCUUGCCUCUAAAUCAACCAUCCACAGGACCUAACUUUGAAACAACAGAGACAAGUGACUUGCCUCUGAGUGAACCAAUCACAGGGCCUCAACCUGAAACGACAAAUGAAUUAGAGGAGUGGAGAGCUAUAAGGCAUCAACAAGACCAAGAGUAUGAGCAAUCACUGAGAGCGGAUCAGGAAAAGGAUCGGAGGACAGAAGAAAUAUCUCAAUAUGAAGAGAGGCGCCUUAAGAUAAUACAGGAAAGACUCAUGAGGACAAAUGAAGAACCAGCUGAUGGCAUACCACUAAAAUUUACUUUCCCAGAUGGCACAAUGAAAAUUAGACGGUUCCAAGUAUUUGAUCAAAUACAGGCACUGUUUGACUUUGUGGGAACACAUUCCUCAGCCACAGAGUAUUUUUACAUAAAGGAAGCUACAUCAGCUGUAUCAAUAUCUAGCACAGUUCCCGGCACUCUUCUGGAUCAUUACUUGAAUGCCCCAUUGAACAUUCAUGUUCGAUGGAUGGAGAUGGAAGAUGUACAAGCCCUUUUCCACCAGCAGAAUUCAGUUCUUUUGCCAAGUCCAGAUGAACUUGAGACUAGCGAGGUUCAAGAUGACCUUGAAACAGUGGAAUCUGUGACUCCAGACGAAAUUCACAGUCAAGAUGACAUGGAAAUCAUGGAUUCUGGUUCUCGAGAAGAAAUGUACUCAAAUCACAGAGAAAAUGUCUCUGAAACAGUGGAUUCUGGACCAGAAAUAUAUAACAACUACAAUAAUAUAAUGCCAGACAAUGAUUUACCUGAGCCAGAUGACCAAGAUCAUCAAGAUGGUUCUGAAGUUAUGUAUUUGGAAGACUUUGUCGGUUCUACAGAGGAUAUACUUUUGGAGCUUGGGAAAGAAAUAAACUACAACUUAAGCUGCAGAUUCAACAUUAAUCGAAAAAAUCUACUAGAUGGUGCAUUCAGAGCAUUUGGACGAAAAUCCUAUGAUCCCUUCAAAAGAAUUUCUGUCCGAUUUUCUGAUGAAUGUGGAAAUUUUGAAGAGGGUGUGGAUUUGGGAGGCCCACGGAGGGAGUUCCUUAGCUUGGUCUUAGAAGAAAUUGAAAAAUCUUCAAUGCUUGCGGGCCCAGAUGGAUGCAAAAACCUUGCUCUUGACUCUGUUGCUGUCAGACAAGACAGAUACUAUCUUGUUGGAAAAGCUAUAGCUGUCAGCAUGGUUCACGGGGGACCAUCUCCAGGAUUCUUUUCACCCACUUUGUUUGAAUGCAUCAGUAAUGGACAAGUCUCACCCACGAUAGAAGAUGUAAAUGACUUGGACUUGCAAGCUAAAAUCAAAAAGAUUUCACUUGCUGCAACCAUGGAGGAGUUGUGUGAGGCAACAGAGUGUAUGAGUGAAUACCUGGCAAAUGCAGGAUGCCUUCGAGCUGUAAAAUGCCUAAAAGACAAAGAUCUGCUUUUACAAGACAUCCUAAUGUUCCAAGUCGUGAACAGACUUCAUGGUCCACUUGAACGACUUAAGGAGGGCUUGAGGACUCUAGAACUGUUGGAGGCUGUUGUUAAACACAAAGAAGCCUUCAGGCCCCUUUUUUGCAGCCCACCACAGCCACUUACAGCAGAUGCCCUCGAUCAGUUAUUCGAUAUUCGUUACUCCACUGUUGGAAGUAACAAGCGGGCAGAGGAAAACACCACAGUGGCAUUCUGGAGGGACUACCUUAUAGAUGUAGAAGAGGGCACCUCUAGCUGCACGCUACAGAAAAUUCUUACAUUUGCAACUGGAUGCUGUGCUCUUCCUGCAAUAGGAUUAAAGCCACAGCCAUCAAUUGAGUUCUUGCACCCCAUGGACACUUCCGAGAGAGAGAAGUUUCCAACUGCAAACACAUGCAUCAACUGUUUGCGCCUUCCUUUGCACAAAAACUAUGAAAUGUUUAAGUCUAAUAUGGACUUUGGCAUUUGCAACACUCAAGGGUUUGGUCAAGAGUAGUAUGAGAAAUAUUUGAAGGGCUACUUUGUUGACAAGUUUGUUGUCUUAGAUUUCAGUAUACAUUCUGCAAAGUAAUGAAGAGUUUAGAAAAAGUUUAGAAAAAAAACUGAAAUAUUAAAUAUCAGUAAUAAGUUUUAUG